This is a messenger RNA of Hylaeus anthracinus, 2554 nucleotides long. RefSeq lists its product as uncharacterized. NCBI's taxonomy places the organism in Eukaryota, Metazoa, Arthropoda, Insecta, Hymenoptera, Colletidae. The transcript is spliced from 3 exons. The coding region runs from base 402 to 989 and encodes 195 amino acids. The record is from RefSeq and is a predicted model, not a curated record.
AAGAUCCUCUCGAGAUAUCCGCGAACGAAGGUUGCACGUGCGUGAGUCGGUCGCGAAUGGGUCGUACGCGGUUUCUCGUAAGGUGGAAAGAUAGCGGAGGGUUCGGUGGCGCGCGUGCACGAGGCCGAGGAGAACCGAGAGGUUGGGGCUCGGUGGUUCUGUCAACGAGUGUGCCGGAUCCGUAGGACAUCGGACGGCAGCUGGUCCCGGAUCUCGUCGAGGGAGGAAUACGCGAAAGGAGAUACUGACUGGGGCGGAAGGAAGAGGAUACCAUCGUCGUCGAUUCGGGAGGAAGCGAGAUAGCCGGCAGAAACGCGAGAGAUCGAGAGGCAGGAGCAGUCACGGAGGCAGAGCGAGAGCGAGAGAGAGGUGGAGUGAACGGGCGAUAAUCGAGGAUUUGAAUGGGUGGGCCGGGAGCCGGUAGGGUUAGCAGGCACGAGCUGAACGCGGUGCCAAAGAGCCACGUCGGUCACGGGGAUCGGACCCUCGUAAUCGGCGAGCCAGCAGCGCCAGCAUCGCAAGGCUGUCGGUGUCACUCGACUUCGGAACGCGCGAUCUCGGCAUCCGGCCUCGUCCCCGCCCAGCUGCCGCCUUCGCCGCCGCCUCUCGCCUCGCUGCACAUCGCCGACAACAGCUGCGCUGCCUUCGGCAACAACAAUACCACCGGGACGCCGAACGCGGUCUCGGACGGUACCAAGGCUGCUGCGACCAUGUCCUCGCCGCCCAAGCACCGAAGGGGCUUCGACCCCAACGACGUCAACGCCAACGACUAUCGCCGUUAUCGUCGCGUUAAGACGAGACGAGGCUUUGUAUGUUCCACACCGUGGCCUUGGGCGCCGGACACAGAACUUCCCCGACAUCCCCCGACAUAUAUCCAUCAGCACGAGGCAUUAAAACAUACACACAAGCUUGCGAUGUUCGAUGUUGGACCGCUUACUGGUUGUGCCCCCGACACGAAAAUCCGACGAAAGUCGAAACGAACGACAUAACGGAAAUCGAACGAAACACCUAGCGAUACCUUGCGCUUCGUGGAUACGAUACGCAUCGAGAGCGAGCGUUGCUUUCCGACUCGAAAUCCAGCGUGCGUCUGCAACGGCACGCCGUGAAAAAAAAAUCGGCUAUGCGAUCGUAAAGAGAAAGAGCUGCGUGGCGCGAGCAGAAUAUUGGGUCUCGUCGCUCUCCCGAUGCUUUCGAUCGAGGCUUGGAAUGCGAUGCAGCGGAAUGGAAUGAAACGGAAUGAAGAGCCUUGCACCUUGGACGAUAAAGCUUUCGCGCACUCCUCGAUUACCACCUGCUCGUGGACCGGAGAAGAGACGACGCGACCGCUCUCUUCUCCCACGCGGCGAAUACCUGAAAUGCUUAGUUCGAUGUGUCGACUCCAAAGAGAAUUGCCUUCCGCUCGCGAAUUGUGCGAGGAAACGCAGGAAAUCGGAAUCGAAACCGCUCCGGAAUCGACCGCCAUCCCAUCGUCGUCACCCUUACCCACCCGCCGCCGCCUUUCGCGCCGAGAGAAACGAUCGCGACGAUUCUAGUCGAGUUUCAACGACGGAGAUCCGAAAAACGUAAACUAAAACUAAACUGUUCACGUGUAUGGAGACUCGCGUUUCGAUUUUGACACCAUUCGACGCCGUUUUCUCUCGGUGCGCACGACGCUGUGUUUUCAACUGUUCACCUCGUCGAUCGUUUCGCGGCUAUAAACGUGGUAUUCUCGACGUUCUGUUUUUGUCGUUUUUUUAUUCCGAAAGGAUCGCAUGCACGAGUUGUUUUCGAUAUGUAUUGCGUGUCGCAAGGUGAGUGGAUGAUUGUUCGCUGGGAACCGUAGCAAAUUUAGGCGCGACGCUGUCACAGCUGGCAGCGACGCGACGAAGGGCGUAGAAACACGCGCGGGAUAGUUGACACGUACCUACAAAUUGCGAGUGUGCGUCGCCACCCUCGCUCUUCCCAUUCGAUAAUUAAUACCGUCGCGCUCGUUCGCGAACGAACACCGAAAUACGCGGGAACUUUUAUUCCAGCGAACCUGGACCAGUGUUCGCGACGAAGUCGAUCGUGCGAUUUUGUACGGAUUCGUACUUGGAUCGAAUGCGAGUACGCGGCACGAGGAGACACGAAUUUUUUCGGACGGGAAUCGCAUUCCCCCGUGAACUAUGCGAGGCAGUGGUUUCCAAAUCUCUCGGAUGCCGUGGCCCCGUCGUUCGUUUUCGAAACUGGAGUCGUUUGAUUUCGAAGACGGAUGGAUAUCGAUGCGUCGUCCACGUUUUUUCCGUGUUAAAAGUUUCGCGUCGCGUCCCCUAUGGCUCUCUUGGGGUUGCGCCCCCUAGUUUGGAGAGCACCGACGUAACACGUUGAUAACGUUUAGCUAAAAAUACGCGAGCUUCUCGCUGCAAUUUUAUCCGUUUCCCGCGGCGAAACGUAAUUUCCAUCGAACUUCAAUCCGCGACGUGUUUGCUCAACGUCGAUCGCGAAAUUGUAAGAAACCUCUGUCCGCGCGACGAUUCAAUCGUUCGCGAUUAAAUAUCAUACAUCAUGCAUCGAGCGCACCACACCCAUCGACUUG